GAUGGACAUGUCAGUUGAACCAAGCUUUAAUUCUAUAAUUACUUCAAAUUUACAAAGCAAUUCGGGGCUCUCAAUAUCAGUGCAUCCAUUAGUCUUGUUAAACAUAUCAGAUCACUACACACGCACAAAGUUGCAAAACCCAAUGCUUAUUGAGAAUGGUCGCGUAUUUGGUGCUUUAUUAGCUUCGCAAUCAGGACGAGACAUCGACAUUAUCAAUUCGUUUGAGCUUCCAUUUAAACUAGCAGAGGAUGGUGUGAAUCAUGUGUUGGAUAAAACAUACUUGAUGUAUAAAUUAGAGCAAUUAAAACAAGUCUUUCCUACGCUUGAGUUCAUGGGCUGGUACUCUAUUGGCAUUCAACCUACCGAGCUGGACUUGAAGUUGCAUGAACAAUUCCUUAGCGUGAAUGAGUCUUCAUUAUUUUUGCAAAUGAAUCCGGCUGCUCUAGCCAAUGGCACAAAGCAGUUCCCGAUUGAGAUAUAUGAACCUAUGAUUAAUAUUGUUGAGGGGAAUCAAACACGACUUGUAUUUAUCAAGGCUACUUACAGGUUAGAAACAGGAGAAGCUGAAUGUAUUGCAGUGGAUCAUGUAGCCAAACCAAGUUCGACAAGCACAGAUGCAAGCUUAGGGAGUGCGUUCAUUUCACAAUUGACAACUCAAAGAAAUGCUAUUGCCAUGUUAAAUUCAAGGAUUCAGUUCCUGCAUCAAUACCUUCAAGAUAUAAAAGCAGGUUUAAUACCAGCCGAUCAUGACAUACUUCGACAGAUAUCCAGUUUCUGUAAGAGACACACUGUAUUACAGAAAAAAGCAUUUGAAGAUCAAUUUUCUACAGAAUACAAUGAUGUAUUGCUCGUUGCUUACUUGGCCUCAAUUACAAAAGGCUUGAAUACAAUGAAUGAUCUUACUGACAAGUUUAAUCUCGUCAAUGGUAUGAAUAAUAAUCAAGCAAAAGGAAUGAAUAAAAAAGGAAGACGUAUUAACGGUCAACGUCCCUAAAUUGUAUCAUUUAUUGAUGCAUAUCAAACGUGUGUGUUGGUGUACAUGUGCAUUAUAUGUUUAUACAUAUGU
Rhizopus microsporus ATCC 52813 is the source of this 1066-nucleotide messenger RNA. Its product is annotated as Mov34/MPN/PAD-1 family protein. Lineage: Eukaryota; Fungi; Mucoromycota; Mucoromycetes; Mucorales; Rhizopodaceae. The record is from RefSeq and is a predicted model, not a curated record. Gene Ontology annotation, biological process: protein deneddylation. The annotation marks the transcript as partial. The transcript is spliced from 8 exons. Gene Ontology annotation, cellular component: COP9 signalosome. Gene Ontology annotation, molecular function: metallopeptidase activity; protein binding.